AUGAAUGAAUAAAAAUUACGUGAGAUGAUGAAAAUCUAUACUGUUUCAAAAUAAGUAAACAAAAAGGCUGAAAAGAAUUUUAUCAAAUUUUCUAGUUAAUAUUAUAAAUUGCAUAAGAAUGACAUGACUCCAGAUUUAUUGAAUGAAGUCAAUUCUCUUAGAACACAAAUUAAAUCUGAUAGAGUUGCAUUUUCCAAUUAAAACUCUCCUCAAGUAAGUCCUCGUCUUACAACCAAUCCUUUAUUUAAUUGUAAAAAAAAAUGGGAUUUAAAUUUAUUAUAGUCAAAGAAGAGAAGCCAAAAUUAAAUUCCAUAUAUUCAGAUGAUAAACAUUAAGAUAUUUAUAAACUCUACAUUGAAGAAAUAAGCGAUCUCAAAUCAUGUUACUAUAUUCAUUUAUUUCUAGAACUGAAUUAAGCCAAUUCUAUAAUAAAAUAAUAAAAAAUUGAUUAUGAUAGAAAGAUAUUAGGUAAAGUUUUUGUAUAAAAUAAGAAUUAAAUUUAAAACUAGAAUCAGAAAGAGCUAGAAUCAAAGAUCUCACUUAAUAAGUAAUAUUAAAUAAAGUAUUAUAAAUUAGAUUUAAGAGAUGA
Messenger RNA from Paramecium primaurelia, 589 nucleotides. NCBI's taxonomy places the organism in Eukaryota, Ciliophora, Oligohymenophorea, Peniculida, Parameciidae. The record is from the annotation of a GenBank genome assembly.